Molecule: messenger RNA, 507 nt
Organism: Pseudocercospora fijiensis CIRAD86
Lineage: Eukaryota; Fungi; Ascomycota; Dothideomycetes; Mycosphaerellales; Mycosphaerellaceae
Exons: 7
Coding region: 1-507 (168 amino acids)
Source: RefSeq, a predicted model, not a curated record
AUGUUCGCUAAAGCUAAAGGAGACCUAAUAAAAGCCGCUAAGGCCUUUAGUAGUAUAGUAACUAAUAUCGAUAUAAACUUCGGUGCUAGCGGCGACGAUAAUAUCGAUAUAAACUUCGGUACUAGCGGCGAUAACGACGACUAUAACCCUACUAGCGCUAGUAGUAACGACGAUAGCGAUAACGAGAAUAAGCCUUUUAUUAGCCCUACCGCUAUAGCCUUCGAUGCUACCGCCCUCCCCCCUCCUACUACUACUACCGCCGCCGCCCUCUCUCCUCCUCCUACUACUACUACCGCCGCCGCCCUCCCUCCUCCUCUUACUACUACUACUACCGACGCUCUCCCUCCUCCUCCUUCUACUACUACUACCGACGCCCUCCCUCCUCCUACUACUACUACCGCCGCUGCCGUCCCUUUCUUCGCUCCGCCGGCCGUAGUACUAACGAUAGGCGAGCAGCGGCCUAUACGAAUUGCUAUAAGUAGCUACGCUACGUCGUCCGCAUUAUAG